AUGCAGGAUCAUAUACAACAACGAAGAGCUCGUGCUUGUAUCAACCGAAUUUUACUUGUCAUACACGAUUACGGCCUGAUUAUUCAACGCAACAAUAAUAGCCCGACAAUGAUCACCCACCAACAGACCAUUGAAUCCAUUCACGAAAACUUAUCUUCAUCUGGAAACAGAUUGGAAGCACAUCCAUCUCGGAUUUUGGAGAUCAAAAGAAUAACACAAAUGAAACCACCAGCAAACAAUUUCAAGCGUAUCUUAUUUUGGACAAGUUUCUUUAAUUGGAAAGACUUUGGCUUCGGUAUGGGUCGAGAACCUUUUACCCUCGCCAAAUGUCGCCUCACCAACUGUAUGACGACAGAUGACCGGAGUUUACUUAACCAAAGCGAUGCGCUCAUUUUUCAUCCCAACGAUUACAACGCCAGUGAUUUGCCUUCAGUGAGAAAUCCUGACCAACGUUACGUCUUCUUGUAUUACGAAGCCCUGAUAAUCGAGAGGCAUAGAUUGCCCGUUUUUUACCAUCCGCUGCCUAAUUUCUUCAACUGGACAAUGACGUAUCGUCGAGAUUCCGACGUGCAUUCGACUCAUCCUUACGGCGUCAUCCGGCGGAAACCCAGCUCGCGUAUGGGAAUUGUAUUACCCGAACCUUUGCCUGCUGGGGUUUCUCCUCCUGAUCCUGCUGCCCUCUUACAUAUUCAAACUGACUCUAAUCGUCGUUAUUAUCCAGCAAAUGCAAACAAGACCAAAUUGAUUGCAUGGUUCACUUCCAACUGCGUCACACCUGGUGGCAGGGAGAUCUUCUUCCGGCAAAUGGCCAAUUACGUUCCUAUCGACAUUUACGGCGCUUGUGGAAGCCUAGAGUGUGGUCCUGAAAAAGGCAGUGAGUGCGACACGGCCCUGAAAACAUACAAAUUCUACAUUGCGGCUGAGAAUUCAAUUUGUCCUGAUUACGUUACGGAGAAAUUAUACAGGGCACUCGCAGUAGGAGCCGUUCCAAUCGUUUACGGAGGUGCGGAUUACUCCGCUUACGCCCCACCUUAUUCUUUCAUCAAUGCUGCUGAUUUCAAAUUGCCAAAGGCAUUGGCAGAUUACCUGAUCUUACUUGAUCACAAUCCAGGUUUGUAUUCGAGAUAUUUCGAAUGGACAAAGGACUGGGAGGUGGUGCGCAAUCCGCUUGACGGAUGGUGCAAUUUGUGCGAAAAACUCAACGAUCCAGUUCAAAAACCGAAAAGCUAUAAAAAUAUUGGCCACUGGUGGUAUGAUAUACAUCCUUGCCUUCCGGGGGCAUCUCUCUUGAAGCUUUAUGGCCUGCCAAACGAAUUUCAUUAG
Molecule: messenger RNA, 1323 nt
Organism: Daphnia carinata
Lineage: Eukaryota; Metazoa; Arthropoda; Branchiopoda; Diplostraca; Daphniidae
Product: alpha-(1,3)-fucosyltransferase C-like
Exons: 3
Coding region: 1-1323 (440 amino acids)
Cellular component (GO): membrane
Molecular function (GO): alpha-(1->3)-fucosyltransferase activity
Source: RefSeq, a predicted model, not a curated record